Anarrhichthys ocellatus (wolf-eel) is the source of this 9126-nucleotide messenger RNA. Its product is annotated as rho guanine nucleotide exchange factor 28-like. The record is from RefSeq and is a predicted model, not a curated record. NCBI's taxonomy places the organism in Eukaryota, Metazoa, Chordata, Actinopteri, Perciformes, Anarhichadidae. The transcript has 40 exons. Gene Ontology annotation, biological process: regulation of Rho protein signal transduction. Gene Ontology annotation, molecular function: guanyl-nucleotide exchange factor activity. Bases 2664 to 8351 code for a protein of 1895 amino acids.
GGCGGCACCGACCCAACGCCAUACCUCAACUUGUAGCUCCUAACACUUGAAUUAGCAGCUAGCAAAACAAAAAGCAGUGUGUCCGAGAGUUUGGCCCUCUGUUUCCUGCCGAAUUUAAGCGGACUGUCGGUGUUUUCUUCUGCCGGAGUUUGAGCUCCUGUGAACGGAGUUGCCGGGAGCUGGGGAUGGAGCUGAGCAGGAGGAGAGUGCCUCUGUAUGUGAGUAUGCGCUCCAGUUGUGGAGUCGGGCUUGAGACCAGCUUCUCCGACUAAUCUUAAAAAGAGUUGGUUAUCCCUUUGGAAAAAUCUCUGCAAAUUGAGUUUGCAAUGCCGUGAGAGAUCAGCAGCCUCAUUUAUUUAUAUAUAUAAAAACGUUUUUUGUGCUCGGGACCAAUGCUUAAUUAAAAUGCAUCAAAUGUAUCUGAAAGAAAUAGUUUUCUGCCCAUGCAUCAUAGCUGUACUUUAUUAUUCAAGUUCACUAAAGUCACUGAGUGUAAGAAAAAUAAGAUUUGGCGCCAUCAUGACAGCAGGCCGGUGUUUUUGACUUUGAUCAAACGGGGACUUUAAUGGUCUUUGAAUGAAACGUCUCAAGGUUUCACUGUUGGACUAUUUGAGCACUGAAUCAUAGUUUCAUAGAGUGACAAUAGCAGCCUGGCAUUUGUGUGUAUUAAUUAGCAAAUCAGUAACUCAGUGUUUUGUUCAUAGUGAUGUUUUUUUGUGUGUUUUAUUCACUCAGAGUUGGAAAAGGAACUUAGUAUUUGCGAUCAGUUUGAUUUGUGAUGUCUCUGGUUGUCUGGAGGUUAAGCUGUAUUCAAACAGGGCGGGACUGCGAUCAAAUAUUUCUUUAUUGGUUUCACUUUAGUGUUUUUUAUCAACUCUGCAAACAGGAAUAAGAGCUAAUGCUUCUAGAUCAAAAGGGCUCACAAUGUAUUCAGUCAAUUGAAUCCUUUCUUAAUGUGGCAUGUACUCAAUGCCUUUUUCCUUUUAGUCAAGAUUACUUAAAGGUUACCAAAUGUUUGUGAAUGCUGAAUGACCAUGUAAUGAAACACUAUACUCAAAACUGUAAUACAUAAUAUAAAUGAAUGAACGCAUUAUGCAACAACUAUAUUUUAACAGCAGAGGGAAGCUAGUGAAACUGAAGGAAGUUUUCAAAAAGCUAAUCAGAGCCAUGCUAGCAACUCGGCAAAAAUGAUAACAGCGGUGUGCUAAGGUGCUCGCAAUGACAAUGCUAACAUUUGUAGCCUGUUAGCAUGCUAACGUUGACCAACUGGCCCUAAAACAUAAAGUGCAGCUGGAUUUAAUAGUAAUUAGUUUGCAGGUAUUUAGUAAAAAAACAACUAAAGUUUAUUAAUUUUGUGGUCAACAUCUGGUCAACCACGCAGAGGUGAGGAGCCUCAACAAGGAGAAGCUGUGUGGGAACGACUCAAUUUUGAAGGUUUUUUAUUUUUUUUAUUUUAAAAGUUGAGUGUAGCUUAAAAAUACUGAAGUAAGCUGACAAGUGUUUUUCAGAAGUCUGGUCCACAGCCAUGCUAGCAACUCAGAGGCUUGGAGCUAAAUGCUAACGGCGGCUUGCUAGAUGCUCACAAUGAAGAUGCUAACAUUCGUAGCCUAUUAGCAUGCUAACAUUUACUAUGUGGCCCUAAACAUGAAGUACAGCUGGAUUUAAUGGGAAUUAGGUAAAAAACACCUUUAUUAAUUAGUUAAGUUAAUUCGUUUAUUCAUUUUAUGUUCAACAUCUGGUCAGUCACACAGAGGUGAGGAGUCUCACUGAGGGAAGAGGAGAAGCUGCGUGCACAUUAAAGAAUUUGUGUUCAACCUGAUGCUCCCUCUGUCAAAGAAUUGACCAGACAAAAUUGAUAAAUGAACCUUGAAGGUGGGAUUAAGUGAGACGGAGAGAGAGAGGAUUACUCUGUGCCUCUAUGUGAAACGGUGAGAGAAGUAAAAAGAAAAGCCUUUCGGUUUUAUAACGCAUUAGGUCAGCUGAUUCAAGGCUGAUGGACUCUCAUACUCUUUCACCAUCCAACACUAAUUGGAGAUGUUCAUUGCAUUUCAAGUCUUAGAAUUCUACAUUUUUUGGGUGUCCCUUCUUUUCUUCAACGUGCCUCCUCUGCUCCUGCCUCCGUCAGUGGGUGGACGUGUGUCCCACAAUAACCCACACGGUGUGUGUUGUGGGAGGCCACUGUAGUUUGACAAGUUGAUAUCUUCCACAAUAGAUUUAUUUCCCUGCAACUGGUAGAUGUUGGUGGAAAGCAGCAGCUACAAAAAAAGGAUGAUUUUUAUUCAUUUAUUUUUUACUAUUAUUCCGAGGGAAUGAAACUAAAAGUGGGUGUUUAAUCUUUAUAUUUAAAUCGUAAAAAAACAAAACUAUAUCUGCCUUGAAGCUCAGUUAAAGUUGCAUUGGAGAUCUACGCACUGCAGCUAUUUAUCCACAGUAUGGGCAUGGGCCCAGAAAUGUUUAAACCUGCACCAAUCAAUAUUUUUAAUCCAGCAGUGAGUUAAAUUACUUUUUGUAGUGGGAAAGGGGUUGCUCGUUGUGACUCAAAGAUAAUUAUUAUAGCCGUAAAUUGAGGUUUCCUCAGCUCUACAACGCUCGUGAGCCUCUUUCAGCUAGUUGUCCCGGUUUGAUGGCUGCAGCUUUAAGACCAGUUCAUAAUCCGUGUCUGUAUGACCGUGAGGGUUUUGGUCCAGUUCCCUUCCACAAUCCAGUCCAGUUGGUGGCUUGCGAUGCUCAAAAUUCAGGUCGUACUUGUCUGUGUAUUAUCACCAGUUAAGCCCAACAGUGACUCAUCGCUUUCAGGCCUGGCAUACAGAAACACACAGGGCCAGGCGAAGGUGUUUGCAUUGCUGGAGGGUUACGACUCGGUGCCGGAGGACGCAGAGGUCUACGUUGUUCUGGAAGGGUCCACUCUGGUCCAUGUUACCAGGGCUCAGAGUGACGUCAUGCUCUGCUUUAUAGUGCCGGGACACAACCUGGCUGAGGUGGUCUCUGUCCAGGCCUACCUGUGCUCUGAAGCCACACCCGUCGCCUGGGUGGGCGGGGCUUCACUGGAGUAUGUCCAAGAUGAUGCUCAGGACCUGGCAGAGCACCUGGUAAUCCACGGGCAUUGUCUGAGCUCCACGGAUCACAAGGAGCUGAGCAGCCUCUUCAACCUGGGCCAGGAGAGCUCUCGCUGGGCUAUGGAUCGCCGCGUGGCCCUGGCCAUGGCCAAUCUGGAUAUCCCCCGAAGCUGGAACGUACUGGGGAGCCACGGUGGAGACGAGCACACCCUCAGGGAGUCGCCCCUCCACCUGGCCGUGCGGUGGGGUCUGUGUCGGCUGGCAGAGCUGCUGCUUUGUCAGCCGGGGGGUCUGAUGGCUGUGAGUCUGCCAAACGAAGAGGGAGUCACACCGCUGCAGCUGGUGCAGACGGCGGGCAACACGGAGCUCCUGGAGCUGCUCACGCACCCGCCCAACCCUCUAGCCACGCCUCUAGCAGGUCUGUCCCAGGUGUGGGCAGACAGGUGCCGCUUGCUGAGGUUCUGCCACGAUACGGGCAACCUGACUCUGACUGUCCGACAAAACCUGCGGUGGAGCUCAGAGGAGAGCCGGCACGCUGACGUCCUGCUUCUCAGGGACCGGCUCAGAGAUGAGGACUUCCUCAGAGAGAUCAAAGCUCUAAGGAGGGAACGCGUGGAGACCAUCUUAGGGAAGGAGGAGCUGGUGGAUGAUCCCACAGAGAACGCACUGUAUUCUGAUAUCGAUGGAGCAGCUGUGGAGGAAACUGACUACGAGGAGCCGCUGAUGUUUCGCCUGAACGAAGAGGAGGAGGAGGAGGAGGAGGACGACGACCCAUCGCAGUUUGACUCCGAGAAAAGCCAAUCCAUAAGGGAGAGCCAGGCCCAGUCCCCGACUCUGGCUGCUGCUGUCAGACUCUCAGCGAUGAUACACGGCAAAGACAGAGUGUACGCCAAUGCCAUGCUGGUGGACCAGGUGGAUGACGCUGAUAUUAAAUACCGCUCUCCGGUGGACGAGGAUGAGGAGGAGGUGAGCCCUGAGCCCCAUCUUGGCAGCCCAUGCUGGGACUCCUUCUCCACGACUCCCCCGGCCUCGGGGAACCUUUCCCAGAACCGGCACCCGUCCUCACCCCGCGGCGGGGAGAGGGGGAUCCGAGGCCCGGCAAUUCGCAAGGAGCCUUCCCCUCGCACGUCUCCCCCCUCUCCUUUCGCAUCCUCCCCGUCUUUUCCUUCCUCCCCCCUGGCUUCCGCCUUCCGCUUGUUCGAGGGAGCGCAGAGGCGUCGGACGCAGCCGUGCCUGCCAGUUUCUCCUGCUUUGAACCGCAGAGGAUGCAGCUUGACCGAGGCGAGCCGGGUCCUGAGUCCUAGUGUCGAGUGCGACAGUGGAGAGGAAGACAUCCUGGGACACUCCUACCCCUGCUCGUCUGCGAAGAAGCAGUCCAUCCUGCGAUCCAGCUCGAGGGAGGACUCUUACGACGUGUCACCAGACUUUAACCGCACGCACUCUGACAGCACGCACACGCCCGCCAAGAACCCGCAGGAAGCAGAGGUUCGCCUGCGCUCCUACUCCUAUUCCUCCCCCAAGGCGAAGCCGUCGCGGCCGCUGCUGAACCGAGACGAAGCCAUCACCGACCUGGCAGAAGAUGGUGCGUUCAGCGGCAGCGGUCGCUCUCUGCUCCAAGCUUUAUCUCUCUCUAAAUCCCUCUCUCGUCUCAACCAAGUUAAGCAGAGAGCAUUGAGCCUGACUGAGACUACCAGAGAUAAAAGGGUUUUGGGUUUCCGUAAGCGGGCCCAGUCAGCAGAGGAGGAGAGCGGCGCAUCGCUCCAGCACCUCACCCUCACAGAGUUCCUCAAAGAGAUCGAGGACGAGGAGUGGGAUAAGUACAUAAUCCCCUCGAAGGUCGAGUCGGAGAAGUACAAAGUCAGCCGGACCUUCAGCUUUCUUAAGAGCAGGAUGUCCAGCACUCGCAACAAGGCCAAGGUGAAGGGGAAAGAGGUGAAGGAGGGAAAGGAGAAGACGGGAGCCGCUAAUGGACACCAGUUUGUCCCAGCGACUCCAUCCGGUCCCGCUCUCUGUGUGGCCUGCGACAAGCCUGUUUCUGGAAAGGAGCUGCUGCAGUGCUCCAACUGUUUCCUCAAUGUCCACAAGAACUGUCGAGAGUGUGUUGCAGCCUGCGGCAAGAAGCUGCAGGAGAGGAAUGUGUUGCUGCUGAAAAGCAAGAGCUCGUCUCUCCCACACAACUCUGUGAAAGACAACUCUCCGGCCACCGUUUUCUCCUCCUCGUCUUCACUGCCCACAACGACCAGGGAGAAGAGAGAAACAGUCACCCCUCUCUCCAAAAGCUUCUCCAUCUCUAUAGACAGCAGACGGCUGAGCGAUGCAGCGGGGGUGGACAGUGAGUGUGGGGUGACAGCUUGCACCUUGGCUGAUGAGGGAACACCGGUCACUGCGACUCCCCCAUCCGCCGAGCCGCUGAUCGCCACGCAGGAUGCCGUCGACGCUCCUCUCAUGAGCGGCCUGUCCGCUGAGCUGCUGGGACUCGAGGUGGAGUCGUGGAGUCUGGCAGUCAGCCCGGAGUUCUGCAGGCAACACGACAGGCACACCAUUAAACGGCAGGAAGUCAUUUACGAGCUGAUGCAGACAGAGCUGCACCACAUUCAAACCCUGACGGUCAUGUCGGGGGUGUUCCGGAGAGGCAUGCUGGAGGAGCUGCAGCUCGACUGUGACUGCGUGGCCCGGAUCUUCCCCUGUCUGGACCCUCUGCUGCUCUUUCACAAAAACCUCUUCGGAGCGCUGCUGGAGCGCCGACAGGCGGCGGCGCAAGCCGAGAACCCCCACAAUUACCUCAUCCAUCAGAUCGGGGAUAUUCUGCUCCAGCAGUUCUCAGAUGAAUACGCCGAGGAGAUGAAGCAGGUGUACGGAGAGUUCUGCAGCCAUCACACCGAGGCCGUCAACGUCUUCAAAGAGCUGCAGCAACAGAACAAAAAACUGCAAAACUUCGUCAAGCAACAGAGCAAUAACACUCUGGUGAGACGGAGAGAGGUGCCAGAGUUUAUCCUGCUGGUCACUCAGCGCAUCACCAAGUACCCAGUGCUGCUGGAGAGGAUAUUACAUUACACUCAGGAGGGAAGUCGGGAACACUCUGACCUGUCGAGUGCCCUGGCCCAGAUCCGCGCCGUUAUCGCUGCGGUGGACCUGACCGUGAAUAGGUACGAGAGGUGUCAGGAGCUGCAGGAAGUGCUGGCCCGUCUGGAGAACAAGAGCUUUGCCAAGCUAAAGAACGACAAGGUGUUCCGCAAACAGGACCUGCACAGCAAGCACAGGGAUCUGCAGUAUAAAGGGCUGGUCUACUGGAAGACUGCCACAGGACGUCUAAAAGAUACUCUGGCUCUCCUGCUCACAGAUGUUCUGGUUUUCUUACAAGAGAAAGAUCAACGCUUUGUGUUUGCUGCUGUGGACCAGAAGCCUCCUGUAAUCCCUCUGCAGAAGCUCAUUGUUCGAGAAGUAGCCAACGAGGAGAGAGGGAUGUUCCUCAUCUCCGCCUCCUCAGUGGGACCGGAGAUGUACGAAGUCCACACCAACACUAGAGACGAGAGGAACGCGUGGAUGAGACACAUACGGCAAGCUGUGGAGAGUUGUCCUGAGGAAGAGGAGGAGGAAGAGCGAAGUGCCGAGGCAGAGGAGGCCAGGCGAGUGGCAGAAGUGAGAGUUCAGAAGAUCGCCAAGUUCCAAGAGACGCUGUUGGGUCAGGACCAGCAAAUCUGCAACAGCCUGGAGGAGAAGUUACAGCUCUACGCCGAGCUCACGGAGUUAACUCUCCGCUCGCCAGAACCCGUACUACACCGCCAUCUGCUGGUACAACCGGACACGGACGGUGAGACGCCACGACAGGCCUCGGCACUGCUCACCGCUGCACUCAGAGAAGCGGAGAACAUGAUCACCAUUCUGCAGAGUCGUGAUGGCCUCGUUGUAAAAAGUCCGAGCUCUCCGGUCCGAGGACCAGAGUGCUGCAGCUACAACAGCCACGGGAGCAGCAUUCAGGAGUCUCCCUCUGAGCCGGAUUAUCUGAGCACGCUCAGCAUGAGCUCCGCCUCUCCCGGAUCAGACGGCGAGCUGACGGGGCCGGACGGCGUCCUGUGGAGCCCGGCUGUCGAGCUGAGAAGAGGAGACGCCAAAGGGACGCUGCUGAAGGUGGCAGAGAGCGUUCAGAGUCUGACUCAGCUCCUCUACAGUCUGCAGGCCGCCGUGACCGUCCAGGACAGCUGCUAUGAAGUCCAGAAACUCCUCCUCCAGGAGGGAGAAAGACCUCAGCUCCGAACCCUCACGUCCCUCCAAAACAGUUUGGAGCAGGAGAAGCAGAGGAGCGUUGAUAAGAGGAAAGAGGAAGUAGAGAAGAGGGGUUCAGAGAGGAAGAAGGAGGAGGUGGAUGAGGUGCAGAAACUUCACGUGAAGCUGAAACAGGUGCAGCAUCGUUGGGACAAAGAGUGUCUGGCCAGAGAGAAACAACAGUGCGAGCAGGAGAGCGAGCUGGAGCAGCGGGAGCAGCAGUGCCUCCUGGAGGCUGAGCAGCUGCGCUGCGAGCGCGAGGAGCUGGAGGCUCAGCUGCUGGAGUACCAGCAAAACCUGGACCGACUGAGGGAGGGCCAGAGGAGUGUGGAGAGGGAGAAGGAGAAGAUCGGAGCCCAGCAGAUGCUGCUGCAGCGCUGGAGGCACCACCGCCAGAGCAGCCUGCCCGUGACGAUACCGCUGGAUGGAUACAAGGUGUCCAGCCACAGCCGCUCAGGCAGCCUGGAUGGUAACUGUUCGGUGUACGAGAACGAGGCUGCCCUGAUUGCCUCCCUCCAGCAGAACCACCUCCGCCGGCCCGCCAACAACAACCAGCACCAGCACCUGCGUCUGCUCUCCGCCCCGCCGACGAAGAACCGCGACAGCCCGCUGCACAGCUCCAGCUACGCCGCUAACCUCGGCCUCAGCACCAGCCUCGGCCUCAGCGCCAGCCUCUACAACAGCCUCAACACCCUGCUGAGCCAGGCGCACGGCAAGCAGCCUCCGGAUGGUCAGAAGUACCCAAACCACGGCAACAACCACGGCGGCCCCCGGCCGCAGAACAACACCACCCAGCCCUUCAGCAGCAGGGUCACCGCACAGCCGCACGGGACCAACAGCACAGACUUCAGCCCGCCGUUGGACAGGCACUCUCCGGGUCCCUGGAGGUCAGAGGUCACCGGUCACAGACUCUAUGAGGACGACUACUCCACGUCUCCCUCUCUCACCCCCCUCCUUCCCCCGCAGGCCUACCUCUCCCUCGAAGGACAGAACGGGGAGGAGGGAGGCGAGGAGAACAUUGUUUAUCUCUGAGAGCCUCCUGAGCGGUUGAUCUGUUGCUCGUGUGCGUUUGUUACUCAAAUAAGGGAAGAGGGAGGAAGUAUACACGGAUACAAGUGUGCCUUUAUCAGCGUAUGUGGCGGCCAUUAAUCGUUCUCUUCCUGCCUCCUGAAACCGUUGUGCCUUUUUGCGAACCGAGUCUUUGUAAAUCAGCUUUGACACGCAUGUCUUUUUUACUCCUACUCUGAUUCUUUUUAGUAUCCUUUGCACUUGUUUGACGGCAGAGGCACAUUCGUACCCCGAACACUGCGACCUAAAGCACCAGGAUUAUCAGGACAGAAGUAUUUAAAAGCACUUAAAAGAAAAUGGAGAUAUUUGAGAAGCCAAUUGAGCCCUUCCCCUAAAUGUAUAGAGUGCGGUUAUCUCUCCAUGUGAUCUUAAAUGAUAUUUAUAAGGGAUUGUGAGCAUCUAAAAUACAUUAAAUGUAUACUGAAGUUAUUGUAUGAAUAUUAAAUAUAUGUAUAGUUUUAUGGAAAGGCUACCUAUGCACACUGUGUUGGAAGAGGAAUUUAUAUUCCGAUGAUUAUUAUUAUCAUUAUUAUUAUUUCAUUCACUUAAGUGCCAAAAAUCUUGCUAUCCGAUACUGUAAGUGAUUUGUGUUUUCCGCUCAUCUUCUUUUCUGAUAAUUUAUUGUGUGUAAAUUGCUUCACGUACUGUCGACAUUGAUCAUAUUUUUGUUGUAAUCCUUGUAAUCAGAUUUGUGCCAUAUUAAUAUUGUGCUGUCUAUAAAAAAAAUGAUCGUAUCAAA